Messenger RNA from Pelmatolapia mariae (spotted tilapia), 1785 nucleotides. RefSeq names its product actin related protein 6 (gene actr6). NCBI's taxonomy places the organism in Eukaryota, Metazoa, Chordata, Actinopteri, Cichliformes, Cichlidae. Gene Ontology annotation, cellular component: Swr1 complex. Gene Ontology annotation, molecular function: nucleosome binding. The record is from RefSeq and is a predicted model, not a curated record. Bases 121 to 1311 code for a protein of 396 amino acids. The transcript has 11 exons.
AGUUCGUAAAGUUCUAAUGGCGGAUUCUCGCUGAAAAUGUGAAAUGCGUUUUGUUUUUGUUUAUUUCUGGAUUAAUGUGAGUUUAUAAAUGCAUUUAAUGUGAGCAGUUCCGCCUCUGAAAUGGCGACAUUAGUUUUGGAUAACGGAGCGUACACGGCGAAGAUCGGAUACAGCCAGGAGAAAGUCAGCGUCAUCCCAAACUGCCAGUUUCGCUCAAAGACGUCCAGGUUAAAAACCUUCACUGCAAACCAGCUGGAUGAGAUCAAAGAUCCUUCGGGGCUCUUCUACAUCCUCCCCUUCCAGAAGGGUUACCUGGUGAACUGGGACGUCCAGAGGAAGGUGUGGGACCACCUGUUUGGAAAGGAGAUGUUUAAGGUGGAUUUUGCAGACACGAGCAUCGUCAUCACCGAGCCCUACUUCAACUUCACCUCCAUUCAAGAGUCCAUGAACGAGAUCCUGUUUGAGGAGUACCAGUUCCAGUCGGCACUCAGGAUCAAUGCUGGCUCUCUUAGUGCUCAUCACUACUUCCACACAAACCCCUCCGAGCUCUGCUGCAUGGUGGUGGACACUGGGUUCUCCUUCACCCACAUCGCCCCCUAUUGCCGCAGCAGGAAAAUGAAGGAGGGCAUCCGCAGGAUCAACGUGGGAGGGAAGCUGCUGACCAAUCACCUGAAGGAGAUCAUCUCUUAUCGUCAGCUGCAUGUGAUGGACGAGACUCACGUGAUCAACCAGGUGAAGGAGGACGUGUGCUACGUCUCGCAGCAGUUCUACAAGGACAUGGAGAUCGCCCAGGCCAAGGGCGAGGAGAACACGGUGAUGAGGGAUUACGUUCUUCCAGAUUUCAGCUCCAUUAAGAAAGGCUUCUGCAAGCCCCGUGAAGAGAUGGUCUUCAGUGGGAAGUACAAAACAGGAGAGCAGAUCCUGAGGCUGGCCAACGAGCGCUUCGCCGUCCCCGAGAUGCUAUUCCACCCGUCCGACAUCGGGAUCCAGGAGAUGGGAAUCCCAGAGGCCAUCGUCCACUCAGUGGAGUCGCUGCCUGAAGAGAUGCAGCCGCACUUCUACCGGAACGUCGUGCUGACCGGAGGGAACACGCUGUUUCCCGGCUUCAGAGAGCGGCUGGAGGCGGAGCUGCGGGCGCUGGUCCCCGCCCACCUGCCCGUGUCUGUCGUGUUUCCUGCAAAUCCCGUGUGUUACGCCUGGGAGGGCGGGAAGCUGCUGGCUCAUAAUCCUGACUAUGACGAGAUGGUGGUGAUGCGGGAGGACUACGAAGAGAACGGGCACUGCAUCUGCGAGGAGAAGUUCGACAUUUAGGAGUUCAAACUGAGCAGAAACAUCGAUAGUGAUGAUUUCACACGUGUCCUGCUACCAUAGCAACAGUGUGUGUAAAGUGUGGAGUCUGGGUGGGGCAGGUUUACAGGUGGUGGAGACUGAGGGUCCCCGAACCUGCAGGUCUGGAUGCUCCGUCCUGGGACGGCGGGGCUCGGGGCAUUCAAACCACUGCCGCUGUCUUCCUGACGUUUAUCCCCGAGAACCUGCAGCAGCCGCCUGCCUCCACCUCUGCUGGCUCAGUGGAGACGGAGGUGUGCCCGCCGCCGGGAGAUAAAAGGCCCAAGGUCGAAGUCGUGACUCAUAAAUGUGAUGUUUCAGCUCUUUAUUUAAACUUGGGAAUAAAAGUGAGUGAGCAGCCCCAGAUGAUCACUGAAUGAAUAAACUGUAAGUGGACGAGACAUUAGUCAGAAAACUGUUUUUGUUUGUUUUUACAGUAUUUUUAAUGUUUGUGUUCUU